Molecule: messenger RNA, 1149 nt
Organism: Nerophis lumbriciformis (worm pipefish)
Lineage: Eukaryota; Metazoa; Chordata; Actinopteri; Syngnathiformes; Syngnathidae
Source: RefSeq, a predicted model, not a curated record
AUGGCGACCCUCGCGCUGGUUAGCCGUCCUGCGGGUGUCCUUCCCAAGCUUUCCAGUGAUUGCUGUCCCCCUGCUGCAGUUUCUGCCUCCUGCGUAGGCUCAACCCAGCAGAGGAAGCUGCACCAUGCCGUCAUCCCCAAAGGGAAGGGAGGCCGCUCAUCGUCCAGCGGCAUUGCCGCCACUGUAUUCGGUGCUACUGGCUUCCUGGGUCGUUACGUGGUCAGCCGGCUGGGUCGGAUUGGCUCUCAGAUCAUAAUCCCUCACCGCUGUGAUCAGUAUGACACAAUGUAUUUCAAGCCUAUGGGGGACCUUGGACAAAUCAUUUUCAUGGAGUGGGAUGCCAGGAACAAAGACUCCAUCAAACGAGCUUUGGAGCACUCCAACGUUGUCAUUAAUCUUGUGGGAAAAGAGUGGGAAACAAAGAAUUACCGCUUUGAGGAUAUCUUUGUUGGCAUCCCUCAGCAGAUUGCUAAGGCAACCAGAGAGGCUGGCAUUACCAAGCUCAUCCACGUGUCUCACCUCAACGCCGACAUUCGCAGCUCAUCCAAAUACCUGAGGAACAAGGCUGUGGGAGAGACGGCAGUGAGAGACGAAUUUCCUGAUGCCAUCAUCAUGAAGCCCUCAGAAAUGUUUGGGAGGGAGGACAGAUUCUUCAACUACUACGCAAACAUGCGUUGGUUUGGUAAAGCCAUUCCACUUAUUGGCCUCGGCAAGAAGACCGUGAAGCAGCCUGUUCACGUUGCCGACGUGGCAAAGGCCAUUGUCAGCGCCAUCAGAGACCCGGACGCCAACGGCAAGACGUACGCGCUGGUCGGUCCCAACAGGUACCUUCUACACGAUCUGGUGGAGUACAUCUACGCCGUCGCUCACAGGCCCUUUGUGGCCUAUCCCCUCCCCCGCCCAAUCUUUCACCUUGCUGCUCGAAUUUUUGCACUUAACCCUUUUGAGCCUUGGACAACCCCUGACAAAGUAGAAAGGUUUCACUUAACUGACAUGAAGUACCCAGGACUUCCCGGUCUGGAGGACCUUGGUAUUACUCCUUCCACCGUAGAGCAAAGGGCAAUUGAGAUUCUGCGUCGCCACCGCCGAUUCCGUUUUCUGGAAGCUGAUCUGGAUGCAACAAAGCCAGCCAAAACCGUCAACUACUAA